This is a messenger RNA of Hansenula ciferrii, 1647 nucleotides long. RefSeq names its product putative transporter SEO1. NCBI's taxonomy places the organism in Eukaryota, Fungi, Ascomycota, Saccharomycetes, Phaffomycetales, Wickerhamomycetaceae. The coding region runs from base 1 to 1647 and encodes 548 amino acids. The transcript has 2 exons. Gene Ontology annotation, molecular function: transmembrane transporter activity. Gene Ontology annotation, cellular component: membrane. The record is from RefSeq and is a predicted model, not a curated record.
AUGACAUUUAAAGACUCAUUGCUGAAAUGGUAUCCAACUCUUAGACAUGUAGAAGACUAUCCAGAAGAUAUUGGUGCUGAAAUUUCAAAUAAAGAUCAAAUCGCUGGUAAUAAUGAUCAAAAAUUAGAUAUUGAUGCAUCGGUGUUAUCUGUUGAUACCGACAAUGAUUCUACUCCCGUUGAAUAUAGAGAUGAAGCAAAUAGACCUUGGUGGAAAUUUUUCGAUGAAUAUGAAUAUAGGUAUAAUAGAUAUGAAACUAAAAGACAUAAAUGGUGGUUAUGGUUUGAAGAAGGUACUUCUAAAGAAGAGAAAAAACUGUUAUUUAAAUUAGAUAUCUUAGUUGCAGGUUAUGUUUUCAUGGUUUAUUGGGUUAAAUCUUUAGAUUCUUCAAAUAUUUCAAAUGCUUAUGUUUCCAAUAUGAAGGAAGAUUUAAAUUUUCAAGGUAAUGACUAUGUUAAUACCGUUACUGUUUUCAAUGUUUCGAGUGUUAUUUUCCAAAUACCUGCAAUGUAUUUAUUUCCAAGAUUCCCAUUACAUUUAUAUUUCCCAAUAUUAGAUGCUGGUUGGGGGUUAUUUACAUUAUUUUCCUAUAAAGUUCAAAAUGUUGGUCAAAUUCAAGCAAUGAGAUUCUUUGUUGGUGCUUUUGAAUCUGGAUUUUAUGCUGCUGUUCAUUAUAUUUUGGUAUCAUCGUCAGGUUUAUUCCAAGCUGCGGUGUUUAGAAAUCUAGAUGGUGCUAAUGGAUUAGCAGGUUGGAGAUGGAUGUUUAUUGUUGAUGCUGUUUGUACAUUACCAUUAGCAUUAAUUGGAUUUUUAUUUGUACCUGGAACACCAUAUUCAUGUUAUUCAAUUUGGUUAACAGAUGAUGAAAUUAGAUUAGCUAGAAGAAGAUUGAAGAAAGCAAAUAUAACACCACCAAGUGCCAAACCACCAAAUUUCUUAGAUAAAGAUCUUUGGAAACGUGUAUUGAAGACAUGGAAGCUUUAUGUUUUAACUUUAUUUAGUAUUGGAUGUUGGAAUAGCUCAACAACUGCUGGAUCUGGUUAUAUCUUGUGGUUAAAAUCUUUGAAAAGAUAUAGUAUUCCACAAGUUAAUGAUUUAUCUAUUAUUGCUCCUUUAAUUGGUAUCAUUCUUAUUACAUUGGUUUGUGGUGGUGCAGAUGUAUUUAGAUCAAGAUCAGGUGCAAUCAUUUGCUCUUCUAUUUUAAAUUUUGUUUCUUGUUUAAUCUUAUUGAUUUGGGAUGUACCAGAGGGCGCAAAAUGGUUUGGUUUUGCAAUAUUAUAUGCUGGAUGGGCAUCUGCUUCAGUUAUAUAUAGUUUCUGUAAUGAUAUUUUAAGAAAAGAUCCUCAAGAAAGAGCAAUCACAUUCAUUUUAUUAUAUUCAAUUUCUCAAUCAACCAAUGUUUGGAUUGUCAAAUUGAUUUGGCCAACUGUUGAUGCACCAAGAUAUACUGUUGGUUAUGGUACUACGUUAGCUUUUGUUUUUUAUUUGAUUAUUGUCACUUUAAUCACCUUAUACUAUUAUAAAAGAGAUGAAGAAAGAAUAGCUAGAGAAAAUGGUAUUGUUUUAUACAAUUCACAAACUGGAGAUAUUCCACCAGAAGUGAAAGCACAUUUGAAUAAAACACAGGGAACUGAGCUAACUAAUUAG